Carassius carassius (crucian carp) is the source of this 1785-nucleotide messenger RNA. RefSeq names its product pleckstrin homology domain-containing family A member 2-like. The transcript has 12 exons. The record is from RefSeq and is a predicted model, not a curated record. Gene Ontology annotation, molecular function: PDZ domain binding. Gene Ontology annotation, cellular component: membrane; cytoplasm. NCBI's taxonomy places the organism in Eukaryota, Metazoa, Chordata, Actinopteri, Cypriniformes, Cyprinidae. Bases 235 to 1395 code for a protein of 386 amino acids.
UUUGGUUUUAACUCAACUUGCUGUCAACCCGGAAAGAGGCUGCGCUCGAGGCACAGGGCUCGGCUUUUCGCGCGGAGCUUUCAUCUGUUUUGGCGGAUAAAUGAGCGUUUAUUGUUUUGUGAGAGCGCGCAGAACAGCACACACGCAGCAGAACGCGGAUGAGUCACGAGCCUUUGGGAUUUUGGAAGUGAAAUUUUUUGGGUUUGUUUAGGUUUGGUUUUACAGAUCUGGGACAUGCCUUACCUGGACAGACAAAAUCGGACCUGUGGAUUCCUGGAUAUUGAGGAAAAUGAGAACAGUGAUAAGUUUUACCGGCGUUAUUUUAUCUUGGAUACUCAUGAGAAUUUUCUCCUAUGGUAUAUGGACAAUCCACAGAACUUGCCUCCGGGAACAGUGUCUGUUGGGAGUUUGCGACUAAGUUACAUUUCAAAGGUUAAUGAAGCAUCAGUAAAGCAGAAACCAAAAGCAGAAUUUUGCUUUGUAAUAAAUGCAUUGUCCAGACGGUACUUUCUGCAAGCCAAUGAUGCUAUGGACUUGAAGGAAUGGGUCAUUGCUCUGAAUAAUGCCACCAAAAUUACAGUUCCAAAAGCCUCACCAGUGGCCCAAAGCUCUGAUGCCACAAAUGUUUCAAAUCCAAGUCAGUCAACAUCUCGACAGGCAUAUAAAACAGAAAUUGUGGGAGGUGUGGUUGUGCACACACCAGUCCAGCAGAGUGAAAAUGAGGACGUCUUCACGAGUGAACUAGGAUCACACAUCUCUUUAAGGAGAUGCCAGAGUGUGCAUCCAAAUAUAGUGAGGUCUGGCUACUGUGUCAAGCAAGGAAAUGUGAGGAAAAGCUGGAAGAGGAGGUUUUUUAUCCUAGAUGAUCAAACCGUGAGCUACUAUAAAUCUGAAAUGGAUAAGGAACCACUGAGAAGUAUUAGAUUGCGGGAUGUGCUAAAAGUUAACGAGUGUCUUGUGAAAUCAGGGGAUCUGCUGUCUCGUGAUAAUCUUUUUGAAAUCAUCACCAGUACCAGAACAUUCUACAUUCAGACAGACACCCCAGAAGAAAUGAAGGGCUGGAUCAAGGAAAUUGCUUCAAAAAUACAAGACUUUCGAGGGCCAUCUAAGUUGCGCUGUUCCGGCAAAGUCUUUUCUGUGCAGAGGAAGCCUCAGCUUGUGAAGUCCUGCUCCACUGCAGAUUCGUGGCAGCCGUGGACCCCGGUGCCCAGUCAGGAGAAGCAUUUGAAGGAAGAGGGUCAAAGAGAAGGGCCAUACAGCUCUCUUCCCUCACUCUCACACUUUCAGUCAACGACUCAACAAACUCGACAACGGCACCAUUCCCAGCCUCAACUCCCUCCCAGCGUCACAGACUUUCCUGACAGUCUUGACCAUCUCCGCUCCACUGAUGUUUAGUUGCUUUAAUGAAUACUGCUGGCCAGCACAUGGAUAGUGUUAUGAUUUUAACCCUUUGAUUGUUGCUUUUCUUGUUUUCUCAGUGGUGCACACACAAGUGCUUCAGUCAUUGCAAUGCUGCUCACUUACUCUAAAGGAAUAGUUCCAAAAUUAGUUGCCAAAUAGCACCCAAAGAUUCUGUCAUUAUUUACUUACCCACCUGUCAAGCUCCAACAAGCAAUGUAUGGCAAGAAUUGUGUACCAAUUCUUCAAGCAAUUGUACUUUUGUGUUCUAUAGAAAAAAGAACAAAACAAACAAACAAAAAAUUUGGAAUAAUAUGUGGAAGAGAAUUGUCAUUCUGGGUGAACUGUUCCUUUAAAAGAAUGUGUCUUUUUAUGUAUGUAGGAAUG